This is a messenger RNA of Acanthosepion pharaonis, 1002 nucleotides long. The record is from the annotation of a GenBank genome assembly. Lineage: Eukaryota; Metazoa; Mollusca; Cephalopoda; Sepiida; Sepiidae.
AUGGCACGAGCACUUAGCAUGAAAUCGAUCAGCUUCUCUACCCAUACUUAUUGCCUAUCUAUCUACCUAUCUAUCAAUGAUCAUUAUCUAUCUAUCUAUCUUUGUUACUAUCUAUGUUCAUUUCUAUCUAUCUAUGUUCAUAUCUAUCUUUGUUCCUAUCUAUCUAUGAUCAUAUUUAUCUAUCUAUCUAUCUAUACGCAGCUGAUAUCUAUGUUCAGAUUAUCUAUUUAUGUAUCUAUCUAUCUCCUUUUCAUAUCUGUCUAUCUCCUUUUCAUAUCUGUCCUUUUCAUAUCUAUCUCCUCUUCAUAUCUAUCUCCUUUUCAUACCUAUCUAUCUAUCUAUCUAUCUCUUUUUCAUACCUAUCUAUCUAUCUCCUUUUCAUAUCUAUCUCCUUUUCAUACCUAUGUAUAUAUCUCUUUUUCAUACCUAUGUAUAUAUCUCCUUUUCAUAUCUCUCUAUCUAUCUCCUUUUCAUACCUAUCUAUCUAUCUAUCUAUGUCCUUUUCAUAUCUAUCUAUCUAUCUAUCUCCUUUUCAUAUCUAUCUAUAUCCUCCCGUGCAUAUCUAUCGCAGUCUGUUCAUAUCUAUCUAUCGAUAUAUCUGUUUGUCUCGGUCUGUUCAUUAUCUAUCUCUCUCAGUCUGUUCAUAUUUGUCUUUCUAUCUCUCUCAGUCUGUUCAUAUUUGUCUUUCUAUCUCUCUCAGUCUGUUCAUAUUUGUCUUUCUAUCUCUCUCAGUCUGUUCAUAUUUGUCUUUCUAUCUCUCUCAGUCUGUUCAUAACUAUCUAUCUUUCUAUUUGUCUCAGUCUGUUCAUAACUAUCUAUCUUUCUACCUGUCUCAAUAUGUUCAUAUCUAUCUUUCUAUCUGUCUCAAUCUGUUCAUAUCUAUCUAAUAAAGUCAGUUCAUAUUUACCUAUCUAUCUAAGUCUGUUCAUAUCUAUCUGUUGCUCAUAUAUAUCUAUCUACUGUUCGUAUCUAUCUACUCUUCAUAUGUAUUUAUCGAUCUAA